AUGAGCACAGGAAAGACGAUCCAGAAGAGAGAAGUCGGUAACAAGAUUGAGGCCAACAACAAGAUACAGAAAGCACCUGAAAAAUCCCCAAUUCAAAGAUGGAUUGGUUGGGCCAUGAGACAAAGUUUGAAAGAGUCGAUAACAGGUCAGUGGAAUACUGCUUUGGUCCGUGAUAAUUUUUCUGUGGAAGAGGCAGCGGCAAUUUUGGCCAUUCCCUUAUCCUCCAGAGAGGUUGAUGAUAGAUUUGCUUGGCAUCUCGAGAAGAAUGGAAAGUUUACGGUGAAAACUGCGUACAGAUUUUCAUUCUCUACUUCUUCUUCUCGUAGUCCCUUUGAGCUCACAGUUGGUGCGACUUUCUGGAAAAAGAUGUGGAAGGUAUGCUACAAUCCUCAUGCUAUGCAUUACAAUAUUUUGGAAUGGUUCAACUUUUGUGCAAAAGAGUUGUUGUUGAGAAGUCUAGGUGAUUUGAUGUACCUACUUUGGGGAGUCUGGAAAGAACGUAAUUGUAGGGUGUGGGAGCACAAAAGUAGUCAAGUUGGUGAAGUCUUGAUCAAGGUAAUUUCACGAUUGAAUGAGUUUCGUUUUCAUAACUUGAAAACUGAACCAAGUGGAGUAAGAACACACAUGGUUGUACGCUGGAAACCACCGCCUGUGGGGUGGUUUAAAGUGAAUGUUGAUGGGGCUUACAAUUAUGCUUCAAGAAGAGGUAGUGGUGGGUUUGUGAUAAGAGACUUUCAGGGUACUAUGGUUGCUGGAGGGGGUAAGGUGUUGCCUGGUUUGAUGUCGCCAGAACACGCAGAGGCUAGGGCAUGUAGUUUGGCUGCUCAAUUUGUGGUUGAACAUGAUUAUCUUCCAGCUAUCUUGGAGACUGAUUCUCAAAUUGUGUACAAUCAUUUGAUUACCAGGGAUGGGCGUAAUACCUCAACCUUGGGGCGUAUUUAUGAUGAUAUUGGUGUCAUUCUGGAUGCUCAUCCUCACUUGAAGGUUUCUCACACAAGGAGGUCUGCAAACACAGUAGCUCAUCUCAUGGCUGCAUGUUCUCGUUCUUUUACUGAAGAAACUUUUUAUUUUUCAGCUCCUUCCUUUCUUCUGACGGCUUUGGCAGCUGAGUUUUGUAAUCUGUAG
Rosa rugosa (rugosa rose) is the source of this 1125-nucleotide messenger RNA. RefSeq lists its product as uncharacterized. NCBI's taxonomy places the organism in Eukaryota, Viridiplantae, Streptophyta, Magnoliopsida, Rosales, Rosaceae. The transcript is spliced from 3 exons. Gene Ontology annotation, molecular function: nucleic acid binding; RNA-DNA hybrid ribonuclease activity. The record is from RefSeq and is a predicted model, not a curated record. The coding region runs from base 1 to 1125 and encodes 374 amino acids.